This is a messenger RNA of Gopherus flavomarginatus (Mexican gopher tortoise), 2990 nucleotides long. It is a transcript of the gene CDK2, whose product is annotated as cyclin dependent kinase 2. The transcript is spliced from 7 exons. Gene Ontology annotation, cellular component: nucleus; cytoplasm; cyclin-dependent protein kinase holoenzyme complex. NCBI's taxonomy places the organism in Eukaryota, Metazoa, Chordata, Testudines, Testudinidae. Bases 149 to 1045 code for a protein of 298 amino acids. Gene Ontology annotation, biological process: signal transduction; G1/S transition of mitotic cell cycle; regulation of G2/M transition of mitotic cell cycle. Gene Ontology annotation, molecular function: cyclin-dependent protein serine/threonine kinase activity; ATP binding; cyclin binding. The record is from RefSeq and is a predicted model, not a curated record.
CAGUUGGGGGGGUUUGUAACCGUCGGGGGCUGCGGAACGUUCUGUCCGGGCCGCCCCGCCCCCCGGGCCCGAUCCCGAUCCCCGGCUCCCAGCCCGGGCCCCCUCCCCGGGGCGGGCAGGCUCCGAGACCCGCCCCGGCCCGCGCCCCAUGGAGAACUUCCAGAAGGUGGAGAAGAUCGGCGAGGGCACCUACGGGGUUGUCUACAAGGCCAGGAACAAAGUCACCGGCGAGGUGGUGGCGCUGAAGAAAAUCCGCCUGGAUACAGAGACGGAGGGCGUCCCCAGCACGGCCAUCCGGGAGAUCUCCCUGCUCAAGGAGCUGAAUCACUCCAAUAUCGUCAAGCUGCUGGACGUGAUCCACACGGAGAACAAGCUCUACCUGGUCUUCGAGUUUCUGCACCAGGACCUGAAGAAGUUCAUGGAUGCGUCCUCCAUCAGCGGCAUCCCUCUGCCCCUCGUCAAGAGUUACCUGUUCCAGCUGCUGCAGGGCCUGGCCUUCUGCCACUCCCACCGGGUGCUGCACCGCGACCUCAAGCCCCAGAACCUGCUCAUCAAUGCCGAGGGAGCCAUCAAGCUGGCUGACUUCGGGCUGGCGCGGGCGUUUGGCGUGCCAGUGCGAACCUACACCCAUGAGGUGGUGACUCUCUGGUACCGGGCCCCUGAAAUCCUGCUCGGCUGCAAGUACUACUCGACGGCUGUGGAUAUCUGGAGCCUGGGCUGCAUCUUUGCCGAGAUGAUCACCAGGCGAGCCCUGUUCCCUGGAGACUCGGAAAUUGACCAGCUCUUCCGCAUCUUCCGGACGCUGGGCACCCCGGACGAGGCCGUGUGGCCGGGGGUCACUUCCAUGCCCGAUUACAAGCCCAGCUUCCCCAAAUGGGCCAGGCAGGACUUCAGCAAGGUGGUGCCCCCCCUGGACGAGGAAGGGAGGAAGCUCUUGGCUCAAAUGCUGCACUACGACCCUAACAAGCGGAUUUCGGCCAAGUCAGCGCUGAACCAUCCCUUCUUCCAGGACGUCACCAAGGCCGUCCCUCAUCUGCGCUUGUGAAGUGGCUUCGGGGAGGGGGUCGGCCCGGCCAGGACUCUGCUGCCUCCAUGCUGGUGCUGUCUGGCCUGUGCCUGUAUCUGGAUCCGUCUCCUGGGGCUGGGCCUGCCCCGGGGGUCCUGUGACUCAUCCUGUCCCUGCGGACUUGCACUUAGCCCCCCGACCAUGGGGAUGCUGGAUGGGGGGUGUGGGGACUGCCCAGCCCAGCCCCCACUGCCCUGGCUGGAGCUCCUAGUCUGUGGCUUUGAUGCUCCCUGGAGGGCUUGGAUUUCAGCACCAGCAAUGGGACAUUGCUCGCUGCAGCUGGGAGUGCCCGCCCCCCCCCCCCCCCCCCAGCUGCCCUGAUUGAGCCCCAUCUCUCAUCUCCCUCGGCAUGCCCCCCCCAGCCUCUUCAGCGGAGCCCCUCGAAUUCCUGCUCCAACACAGGAUGAACGCCCCUGGAGCCUGCACGCCUCCUCGAUGGGUGGAAGGCAGGGAGGGUCUGGCUGGAGAACCAUCCUCUCCUACCAGCGAGAUUGGUUCAAACUAGAUACGCUCACUGGCCCUGGUGAACUCACCCGCUGCCUGCUCCCUGGCCAGCACCCUGGCAUCUGCUGCACCAGGGCCUCGAACCGCAGCUGGCGCUGCUGGCGACUCCUGUUCCUGCUGCGGAUCAGCUGCCUGAAUCCCCAGCGGCUCUUUGGGUUGGGGGGGCCCACGUGUCCCCAACCGCUCAGGAAACAUGCGUUGUAAGGGCUGAUCCUGCAGCAUGUUGGGCCCGCUCAGCUCCCCUCCUUCCCUGGCAGGAUCUGACCCUAAGCAGGGACUCUGCUCACUUAGCAUCCCCCCAUGUCCCAUGGGCAGAAGCGUUUUGACCGACGAGGCCCGAGACCCUCGCACGUCCGAUGCUGGCGUCCUCCUCCCCAUGGGAGCGUCUCACCAUGAGUGACCUGAUGCAUGUGGCUUCUGCAGGGAAGCAGGUUCCUCAUCCGCUCUGGGGAGAAUCUGCACCCACAGGAGGGGGUUUGCUCUAAAGGCUUCACCCUGCGCCGGGUGGUGGAGCAGGCACCCAGGAGCUGAAACUGAUCCUUGCAGCCAGCUCUUCUCCUGGCCUCCCCGCAAGAUGCCCCCUGAUUCUCUGCUCCCUGAAGGGCUUUGAAAGUAAAGGACUUUGGUCCCGAAAGGAGCCCCCAGCCUGAGGGUGCUGCAGUCUCCUCUGACAGAUUCUCCACCCGCUGCAUCAUUGGCCGCUCGUUCUGUGGCACCGCCUAUGGGCAAGCUCACUGCAAGGGGACAGAGCCUCAGUGGGUGUCGAUCAGUGGGGUUCCACUGACUUGUCAAUGGUGCAAUGGCAGCUUAUGCCAGGUACGGAUCUGACCCCACAAUCUGACAUACACCCCACUAGAACAGGUGCCAGCCGGGCUCUUCCCCACGUGCUCUGGAGGGCUGGCUCCCGGAGGGGUGGGAUUCCUUGUCACUUUCCUUUGGCUCAGAUCUUUCCAUGCCAGAGGCGCUUCAGCCUGUGGAAAGGCUGGCUCCGGCACGUGGGGCCAGAUCCCCAGCAGGGCGAUGCGUAUUUACACCAGCUGAGGAUCUGGCCUGUGAAAUUGGUACUUGCACCCAAUCUGCGAUUUUAAUUCGCCUCCUUUCCUGUGGAUGUCCCUGCCACCCUGGUGUCUGUGUUUCCCUGGAAGGUCCGAUUUGGCCACCCAGCAACGAAUCUGAUUUUAAAUCCACAAAGAACGGCCCAAACCUGGGGAAGCAGGGGCAGCUCAAGGGCGGGGGGGGGGGGGGAAUGCUACUGAGUCUGGGUUGGAGCAGUCUUCCACAUGGAUUGCCCUGCAGGAUGGGGAAGGGUGUUUGAAAGUAUCCCCCGUCACCCAGCCCUCGGUGGCAGCCAGAUACUCGGGUGCAGUGCAGAUGGGGUGUUGGAAUGGACAGGAAGGCGCCGAUCGAGCUCACUGGGGGC